This is a messenger RNA of Lodderomyces pseudojiufengensis, 858 nucleotides long. RefSeq lists its product as uncharacterized. NCBI's taxonomy places the organism in Eukaryota, Fungi, Ascomycota, Pichiomycetes, Serinales, Debaryomycetaceae. The record is from RefSeq and is a predicted model, not a curated record. The transcript has a single exon. Bases 1 to 858 code for a protein of 285 amino acids. Gene Ontology annotation, molecular function: nucleic acid binding; zinc ion binding.
AUGGAUAUCCCUAAUUAUUUGAAUAAUUGCCAACUAAUGGGCAUGCCAGCUUUUUAUACACCAGAACCUUGUAAACUUUCGUCAGUCUUUAAUUAUUCCUUAUGGCACAAAUAUAUGAUGGAUAUGAUUAGUGAAAUUAAAGGUAUGAAAGAGUAUUUGGAAGAUCCAUCUGAAACCAUUGAUCCUUUUUUAGACGCAUGGCUGGAUCGUAUGCUUAGACAAAGUGUUAAAGAAGAAGUUUUAAAAUUCUUUAUGGGGAUUGAUCAUUUCGGCAAAUCCCUUUACAAAGCAAUCAAGGAGGAGUAUGGAGAAAUGUCAGAUGCCAACAAAAUUGAUUUUGUAUUCAUGACGAUUGACUCUUUAAAGGAUGAAAAUUUGAGUCUAGAGAACAGGAAAGAUAUUCAUAAUCGAUUGAGAUCUUUCUAUGAAACCUUGAGCGAGAAAGAAGUACUGGCGUUAAAAACUUUAGAAUGGAUGUACUGGGCCGGAGAAGAAAUUGCUAAAAGAUACAGAAAUUCGGAAAACCCGGUGUUAGAUAUUAAGCGUAUAGAUAAUUAUAUCAAACGUUUUGCUGAUCGCUCGCCAAAAUCAAAUCGACUGAUUGAGAUUACUCCAGGAUUAGCCAGUCUUAAUCAAUACCUUGAAGAAUUAAUUCGGUUGGAUCAAAAUCCAGAUGGAUCUGUACCGGGUACCUCGCGUGUUUGGACCAUUCAAUGUUACAAUUGUUAUGGUUUAGGACACACCCAAACUAAAUGCUCAAGUCCACGUAGAGAUGGUCCCAUCCCCGACCUCGAGAAAAAAAUGGAAAGAGCUUUGAUGCUAAACGGUGAUAUUUCAAGUAGGAAGAGAAGAAGAUAG